This is a messenger RNA of Saccostrea cuccullata (small rock oyster), 4857 nucleotides long. RefSeq lists its product as uncharacterized. Gene Ontology annotation, cellular component: cytoplasm. NCBI's taxonomy places the organism in Eukaryota, Metazoa, Mollusca, Bivalvia, Ostreida, Ostreidae. The coding region runs from base 754 to 4839 and encodes 1361 amino acids. The transcript has 5 exons. The record is from RefSeq and is a predicted model, not a curated record.
UCAGGAUUGGAAGAUUCACCAAACAGAACUGAUGGCCCGAAAUGGCCAAAAGUCAGAAGAAGAAGAAGAAAUGUGCUAAGAGCAAUUCGGUUUCAGAUUACCCAGCCUUAUUUGAAGACGAAUUGUGUUCACGUCUCGGUCAAGAAUGGUUUUCUUUCGGUACCAAUAUUGGUUUUGAACACAGUUCUCUGGUCCAGCUGCAAGACCUAUUUCCACGUAAUCAUAAAAAAUGUGCCAAAUACAUGCUCCAGCAGUGGAAUGCCGUGGUAGUGAAUCAUACCUUGAAAUGUGUUCCUUUACUAUACUUUGGAUUGAAGGAAAUUAACCUUUUGGAUCUCGCAGAUGACCUCUUGAAAGCUGCAAAUUCUGAUAAACCAGAGUCCAAACAUGAGGGUAUUUGGGAUGAUCUCUUGAAGGACUUAAAAAAGAUUUCAUUCACAAUGAUGCCUCAACUUGAUGAAAAGGAGAGUACAAUCAAAGAGGCAGAUACAUAUAUCUUCACGGACUGUAGUAAUAUUGUUAUUGGACAAGGUUCAACGCUCACUGUUAAUCAGGCAUACACAGAAUUAGCAAAUCCGAAAGGAAAACAGCAAAAGAAAGAUGCCAUUCUUCUUGGUAUGCUUCAAAGUAUCUUAUACCCAAAUGAAACCGAAGAACCAAAGGAAAUGAAUCUGCAAAAACUUGAGACUGUUUUUUCCAGGCUUUUUGGAACAUUUCGUACUGAAAAAAACGUCUUUUUACCAAGUUUCGGGAAUGAAGCUAAAAACCUUUUUACAAAAAUAUCCACUGAAGUUUAUGUGUACGAAAAGAAGAUCAGAAUUUGCUGUUAAAUUUAUUCCAGGAGAUGAUAAAUGGCAUGAAUGCUAUGGGCUUCAUAUGCUAAGUAGUGCAUCUCAGGCCAAGCAAUGUAGUGAAAAUAUUUCUAGACCCUGUUCAGUUGUUUCUGAUUUUCAGUCAGAUGCUGAACUGGAAGAUGAAGAUUCAACAGAUGAAGGAUGGGUAAAAGUGAGACACAGAACUCAUGAAAAAAAUAAAUCAAAGCAAAUAGACGAGAAUGAUUUGUUCCCACCCCUGCCCAAUAGCAGAAUAAAUAUUUCACAGAAGCCAAGUUUUCAGAAGUCAUAUGCAUUUGUAACAUCAGGCUCGAAGGAAACUGUUAAAGAGUCCAGAAAACGUAAACAACCUGAAUUGCAAUCUUCUAAGUCGAUAAAUACACAGCAAAGAAAAGGGCAUUCAAUAUUGAAAGGUGGAACAACUACUGACAUAAAAGAUCUCUUCACCUAUAUCAAUAACUUUAAUUCAGGUCACCACAUUCUCUUUACUUCUACUCAGGACAUGUCCGAAAAUAUUGAAGCACUGGCUCUUGUUCCUUGGCUAAGCGUUUAUGAUUUUGAUAAACAUAGUCGAGAAGAUGGACUUUUAUCAAGAAUAGAGGACAGUAUAAAACAACGUCGAUCAAUUCACGUCUGCACAUGGAGGGAUCGUCCUCAUCUUUCCCACCAUGGAACACAAUGGUGUUUGCUUCGUGGAUCUGUGCAGGAGGCUGAUAGUAGAACGCCUGACGAUGAUAUACAAUGGAUGUUCUGCAUAAGAGAAAACUACGAAAAGCAGAUUGUAGAAUUAGCCAACAUAUCUGAUAAUUACUGCACAUUAACGUUUAUUGUGCUUUGGCCUUCAGAUCUCGAGUCAUGCCAGUACAUGUUCAAAGCACUUUCAAAAAUAGCAGAGCUCAUUGAAAACCCUAACAUUGUUAUUUGUUCCAAUGAAAGCGAUAUGUCUUCAGAAAGUAAAACUAUGCUAGGACUUCUGAAACCAAAACUUACGCUGAUAAAAGAUUUUAAGGAAAUACUACAAGAAAUGUCAAGUUUGCUCGGUGAGAAAUACUCCAUUCAAAACGUUGAUUACAAACUGCCAACAUUUGAUAAAAUAGAUGAGCCACAUAUCGACGAAUCGAUGGCUGCCAUAUUCAGAGAAGACUUUGAAAUUUUGUACUUGGACAACCCUUACCGCAAAACAAAAGAAAGCGAAAUGACAAUGGAAGAGUUACAUGAAGAAGAGAAGCAUUUUUACCGCGGAGGAAAUUUGCACUGGUUUGCACUUUAUCUUGCCGGAGCUGGUCAUUUUGAUGCAGAAAGAGAUCUAACAACAAAUAUUGUACGUAGAAUAAAGCAUUUCUUUUUAGAGCCAUUCAAGUCUGGUAAAAUCACGAUAUAUCACGCUCCUGGUGCAGGUGGAUCCACUCUUGGACAAAGAGUUUUAUGGGAAUUAAGAUCAAUGACUCCCUGCGGACAAGUACAAAUGAAUUCCAGAACAUCGGUUCAGGACAUAGUUGACAGAAUAAAAAUUUUAUUUGAGAAGACAAACCUACCUGUAGUAUUGCUUGUUGAUGGAGAAGAUCAGCAACGGUUCACAUAUUUGCAUAAAUUUUUGGAAAGAGCUCAUUUGAUUGUAAUAUUGUUACAUAUCAAACGCUGCACAAAACCAAGAAAAACUGUAAGUUUGAAGGAAACUGAAUUUUGGUUAGCUGGCACAGUUUCGUCAAAUGAAGCAAACAAAAUUGGAAUCAAGUUUUCAAAUCAAUGCGAUUCACCGGAAAAGAAAGAUCAAAUCGACAAUUUAGUCAAAGAUGUUGCCGAUGGUAAAGAUCACCUCAUGUACGAAUUUGGAAUGGUAGCAUUCUUGUCAGAAUUCAAAGGUGUGCGAUCUUUUGUGCGGGGAUACCUUCAGCUUGAUAAAAAUCCCACUGAAAAGCUUCUGCCGUGGCAAAAGAUUAUAGGAUACCUUUCUCUGGUUUACUACUAUGGUCAAACAUCAAUGCCCUGUCAGUUUUUUUCAACCCUUUUGGGGUUACCACCAAAUUAUGAUGUUACCAUGGAAGACUUCCCCUUUCCUGUUCAGAUGUUUAUCGUUUCUUGCUCAAAUGAAAAUAAACGCAAUACCAUUCGAAUAUGUCACUAUACAGUUGCAAAGGAAAUACUAGAGUACAUGCUUACUUGGAACAAAAACAAAAUGGGUAAAUGUGAUAGCUCUGGGCUUAGUAUUACAGCUCGAUACGAACUCUACGAAUUUUUGACCAUGUUUUUGGAAGACAUUAAAGCAAAGAAAAUAAAAAGCAUUGUAAAGUCUGGAGUCAUUGCAGAUAUUUUAAGGAGAACUCUUAUUUUCCGAGAUAACCAAGAUGUCGGUGAUAAUGAAGUCCCUGGGAAAAGGAAGCUGUCUCGUCUGAUGGCAGAUAUUGAAUGCAAAGCGCCUUACAUGGAAAGGAUUGACAUUCUAAAGCGCCUGACUGAUAUCUUUCCAGAGGAUGCUAAUUUUCAUGCGCAUCUAGGAAGAAUGUAUUCAAUAUGUAGACCAGAGGAUGAAAAGAGAGCUGAGAAUUGUUUCAUACAAGCAGUUGAUUUAUGUAGAAAGAAGAAAGCGGGGAAAUCGUAUGAAAACUUAGAUGACAGUGCAAAACAUACACUUAAGCAUGUUUAUCAUAUGUUUGGUAUGUUUUACCUUCAAAGAAUUACAAAAUAUACAGGAAAAUCCCACGGCGAUAAGCCAGAAAUUCUGACACCCCCGGAUAAUUUCGAUAGAAAAAUAAGGGAACUACUCCAAGACGCUAAGGAUGCUUGCUACUACUUCUUUGAGACACGGGAAUUGACAAAUUUGAUUGGAUAUGAAGAAGCCUAUGGAUACGUUGGAGAAAUAGCAACAAGAUUAAAAAUCUGUGAAUUUAUCUACAGGCAUAUGACUUUCAAAGAAUUUGAAGAGUUUUUAGAAGUUUCGCCUGAUUCAGAAAUAGUCAACUUCGUGAAGGAUAGCAUCACAACAAUUCUUGAGUUGUUUCUGCAAUGCUAUGGAUGUGUGGAUUCUGAAGAUCUGCCGCCCGGGUUUUUCAGAAACAUUUAUUGGUACAACGCACUCUUCAAGUCUCAGGCAAAAGAACUCGAAAGGCUGGACAUAACAGAAGACAUUUACUCCCGACGCCUACAUGUAGCUGUUAUCAAACUGAAAUAUGGAAAAGAUGAAUCUCUUGGAACCUUGGAAAGGAUAUCCUCAAAAUCGGACAUUGAAGAGAUAGUGCGUAUUUGUGAACAGAAUUUCAAGGAUGCUGACCGUGGCGGAUUUACUCCAAUUAGAAGCGCAAUUGACCUUGAAUACAAAGAUUGGCUGAAUGCCAUUAGACAUGAGAAAUUUCCAGAGAUCUAUUGCACUGCAGACGUCUUACGGAGAGUUCGCCAUUGGUAUGAUACUUUGAAAAGUCCGAGUUCAAAGUUCUACUUGUUCAUUCUUCUCAGCCUUCUUGGUUUUGGAUACUCUGAAGAAACAUCAUCAAAUGAUGAAAUGCUGAGGGAAGCAAACGAGUUACUAGAACAACUGAGGAAAGGAACGAAAGCUUUAGCAAAACCAAGAAGUCCGAAAGAAUGGUAUGGUAAAGGGCCAGGUAUAAAAUGUCUUAUACCAAGUUGGAAAGUCAGGAAAAGCGGUGAAAAUCGAGUCAACGCCGGGGACUCUAGUACAACGCAUUUAGCAGUAUUCAAGGGGACCAUUACACGGCCGCAUACACAAAGGCAAACGGGAUAUAUCAAAAUGGAUCUUGGGGACAAUAAAUUUACCGUUCGAGUGUUUUUCAUUCCAGUGAGAACUAAAGAGCCGCUUGUGGGAAGUCGAUACGCUGGAGAGCGCGUUGAAUUUGUCUUGGCCUUCACAUAUGCUGAUGGGUAUGAAGCAUACAAUGUGGCUUUGUUAAAGAAAUACCACUGUUUCAACUGCAAUAGAAAAGUUGAAAUUACAAGCGACAAGUUCUCUGUACAUUGUAAAUGUGGAAGGGUUGUAACCAAAUCGAAUAAUUGAACAAGGCCUGCAGCGUCG